This is a messenger RNA of Octopus sinensis (East Asian common octopus), 4284 nucleotides long. Its product is annotated as serine/threonine-protein kinase ULK4-like. NCBI's taxonomy places the organism in Eukaryota, Metazoa, Mollusca, Cephalopoda, Octopoda, Octopodidae. Gene Ontology annotation, molecular function: ATP binding; protein kinase activity. Gene Ontology annotation, biological process: protein phosphorylation. The record is from RefSeq and is a predicted model, not a curated record.
CGUUACCGUGGCGUUCCUAGUGAUGCAUAGAAUCUCUUGGCUCCUUUGUUGCUCUGAUGAAAAGACAUGUGCGCUUAGUUACAUUUAGGGGCUUACUUGUUUAUUUUCCUUUACGUAGAAGACUUAUUUAUGAUCAGCUAUUCGUCCUUCGCAAAUUUUGAACAUGGAGAAUUUCAUUCUUUAUGAUGCUUUAGAGAAAAGUGAUCACACUGUUGUGUACAAAGGGAGAAAGAAGGGCACAAUUAAGUUUGUUGCUAUACAUCGAAUUGAAAAGUGUAAGAGAUGUGAAUUAACAAACACUGUUCGGAUGAUUCAUGACUUAAACCCCAAUAUUGUCAAAUUUGAUGAAUGGUAUGAAACUAGCAACCACUUGUGGUUAGUUAUCGAAUUAUGCACAGGUGGCAGUUUAGAGAAGCUCAUUACUCAAGAUGGUCAUCUCCCUGAAGACUCCAUUCGAAAAUUUGGUGUUGACCUUGUCAGUGGCCUUCAUUUUCUUCAUUCCCUUAACAUAAUCUUCUGUGAUCUACGUCCUUCAAAGGUUUUAUUUGAUUGUUAUGGCAAACUGAAAUAUGCUGACUUUGGUCUGUCUAAAGCUGAAGAAGAGAACCUUGAAGAAGUUUUUCAAAAGUUUCUUGAAAUGAAUGACAUUAACCCUAGAGAUGAUGAAGAACUUAUCAAGAAACAACCGACAAAAGGUUCACCAAAUUACAUGGCACCAGAGGUACUGAAAGGUGGAGAUAUGACUGUGACAUCUGAUCUUUGGUCAUUAGGCUGUGUUCUUUAUGAAAUGUAUACAGGUCACCAACCUUUUCAAGCAGAAACAUUCCAGGAGCUUGUUGAUAAAAUAGUUAAUGAUGAUUACCCUCCUCCUAAAGUUAUAGGUUCCAAACCAUCCUUAAAACCGUCAUCUGAAUUUCUUGACCUUCUGAAAAGAUUGUUAGAAAAGGAUCCUUAUAAAAGGAUAACUUGGUUCGAUCUGGUACAUCAUCCAUUUUGGGAAGGAGAGCUGGAAAAUUUGUUGAAACAGUUUUUUAACAAUACUUCAAAUAGAACAGAUAUAUCAAGUGAUGAGAAAUUGAACCACAGUGUGUUGUCUUCAGACAGCGAGCACAACCAGAGUACGCAGGACAUUUCUGCUGCCCCAACCUUUGAAGAAGAGCAGACCAUCACUCAAUCAACAUCAGCCUGUGAUAAUGAUGUAUCCAUUGCUGAGGAAAUAAGCAGUUCAAUAACUUCUUCACCUGUAGCAGACUUAAAUACUUUCAAGCCAAAAAUGCAUACAGUUGGAGAAACCAGUUUAGGAGAAGGUCUUUUUACUUUGAGUACUCGAUCAUCCACAAAUAUUCCGUCCAAAAAUCAUUCCAUUUCACUUGUACAGUCUUGUGGUUCUCCAACUUAUCCAAAUGAAGUCUUACAAAAUCCUGAAUCUAACACAGGACUUCUAGAAUUACUUUAUCAUCCAACAGACUUUAAUGUCACACCAAUUGCUGAUAAUCCAAAGAUAACUAAAGUUAUACCCUUGAAAUAUGAAGCAAAGUCUCUACCCAUUACUCCUUAUGGAGUGGAAAAAAUCUUGACUUUAUCUGAAAAAGCUUACCAAAAACACAUAAAUCAAAUUAUAGAUAUAUUUCAAAAUGUAGAAAAAGGACCACCCACUCAGAAACGCCAUAACUUCUUCAACUAUCUUGGAACACUGGUCUCGAAUGUCACUAUUGCCAAUUCCUUGGUUAAUCAUGGGAUGUUGACUCAUUUGGCAAGGCAAGCCAAAGACAGUAAUAAUACUGACCUGAGAUCUAAAUUAAGUCGUGUUGCAGCUCUUCUGGUAAAUUCUACAACAGAAAUUGAUGAUGUUAUAAAUGUUUCAGAGCCCAUCACUAUAUUUACUGAAUUACUCCGCGACAAUCUUAAAAAUGGUAAACUGCGGCACAGCUUACUGCCUGCUGUUGGGGAACUUCUCUUCCUUGUGGCUUGUCAAGAAAGUCAAAGAGGCGAGAGUAUCGAAAACUGGUCUGUUCCUACAAUGACACACACAAUUAUUGCUAAAUGUUGCCGUGAAGAGGGUGAUAUCAUUGUGAACCAUUUGGCUGCUAAAAUAAUUGAGAAUGUGACCACAACUUUUGGUCAUCAUGCUCAGAAAUUUGCUACAAAUGAAAUAGGUCAGUCACUUUGGUAUCUUUACAAACAAACAGCCGUAGAUUCCUUGCAAAUUACAGUUAUACUGGCACUGUGUCGAAUAACCAGACUAUCUGUAAGUGUCUUUCAGAAUGUUCUUGAUUCUGUUGGUGUUGCCAGUGUACUGGACACUUUUUCAUCUGGCAUCACUCGAAUACAUCAGGCAGUAAUUACCAUGUUUGGUGCACUCCUCAGUGCAGGCUAUUGUGUUCCCCGUCUACUUCAAGAUAAGGUAUUUUUGGAGCAUGUUUUUCAUUUACUGGAUAAUCUUUCUGAUGUCAUCCGAGCUAAAGCAUUCUUUGUUAUUUUUCAACUGAUUCAACACAGUCCCAAUAUCUUGUCAACCUGUUGUAAAUCCAGGUUGAUGAUGUACAUUGAAAGAGACAUUCAAGGAACUGUUGCCGAUUCAAAUAUUAUUCCACUUCUUCAAUCUGUGCCUUAUAUUAUAAAGGAAAUCCUGGAUGCACUUGAUCCCAUCAGCAAAAGACAACACAUAUCAAAUGCGAUUUUAAUUAGGCAACUCCGUUUAGCCUUACCUCAAGUUGAUAUCAUUACAAGCUUGAUCUCCAGUAAUUUAUUUAGAAAUCGGAUUGUCAACGAUAAAUUCUGCCGUGAUAUUGGGAAUCUUUUGAUUCAUGUGAAAGAUAUUGAAGUUUACGGAACCAAUAUUGAUGCUGUCAUUGGACCUGGAAGCACCACAGAUUUUGUCACCCAAAUUGUUUCUGUUAUUUAUACUAUGAGCCAGCAUUCAUCUCUUCUACAGCAGCAUUAUGAUGUCAUCACUGGAAUUUGGUUACGGACCCUUGUACAGCUUACAGCAUGCCAAGAUACCCCAACAAGAGAGUCAUGCCUUUGGCUUGUAGCUGAAUUGGCAUCAUUUUACCUUGGACAAGAACAGAACAGUCAUAGAGACGGACAGUUCACUAAGAAGCUACACAGCUUGAUUGAUGACUAUCUUCUCCCCCAAUGUGAGCAGAUCCUACUUGAUCAAGAUCCUCUACCAAGCUAUGCCCUCAAACUAUUUGGUGUUCUAUUGGACCACAGUCCUGGUUUUAUAAAAUAUAUUGAAAAACAUUGUCUAAUUACAGUCAUUUUUCAAGUUUUGAUUGAUCACCAACAUAACCCUGUUAGUAGUGCUGUGAAGACUAUUGUCAAGAUAUUGCGAUGUAUUGUAGGACAUAAGGAGACUAAUAUGUCAGAUUUGUAUGAACAAGGUUUGAUUGGACACUUAAUAGGAUUAAUAUCUGAAUUAAAUCCUACAUGUAUGGAGCCAGGGAACCCUAGUUACAAGGUUUCAGUGGAGAUGUUGCAUGAUCUCUUAGAUACACUUCAUGGCAACUUGAAGUAUAUCUCAGAUGUUGUGAGGAAAGUGAUUCAGGCAAAGAAACAUGGAAGUGAAGACAUCAUUGAUAAUAAUCGUGCUGAACAGUUACUUCUCGUAAACAAAGCUUUUAUAGAUGUCAACCCAUUGCUUAUUCAACUGAUGUGUCAUGCUGACUGUGAAAUCCAGGAAGUUGCCACUAAAUUGCUGUCAUUGACAGCCCAGUUGUUUGGAGGAGAAUGUCAAGAUGCUUUGACUGAUGAAAAUAUGAUGUUCUACUGUAAGGCAUUGAAAAUUGCUGACAGCAAAAGACAGAAAUUGAUUCUACGAAUUAUAAAACGUUUUGUGACAGUCGAAAAACACCAUACCAAUACCUUAAAACGGAAUGGAUUGGAGUUAUUAAAUGUAAUUAAAUCACUCAGUCACACAGCCAGCUCUACAGCAGAUAUUGCAAUUACAUCUCUGGCAAAUGACAUUCUGAAGAUUGGAGGAGUUGCUUGAGUUAAAUAAAGCUUUUGAGUAACACACACACGCACAAACUUUUUAUAUAUAUUUACACACACACACAUAUGUAUGUAUAUACAUACAUUACACACACACACACACACAACAGACAUACACACAAAUGCCUUAUGAAGAAUCUGCUUUACUGUAACAAUUAUUUGAAUUUUUGUGUUCAGUAUUUGUUGACUUAACAUAUCAGUUGCUGAGAUUUUUUUUAAAAAAUGUAUUUAUGUAUGUAUUUAUUCUGUUUUGUAAAAGGAAGAAAUAAAAAAUUUUUCAUGUGUAAA